AUGCCACCGCCAUCCAUCCCCGCGCAGGGAAAUCUGCACCAGGAAGAGGCCUACGAAGAGCGGAAUGUACAUGAAGUGUACCAGCAGAUUGCUGGGCAUUUCUCAGCAACCCGUUUCAAGCCAUGGCCGAUUGUUGAGCGCUUCCUGAAAGAGCUGCCUCCUGGUUCCAUUGGUCUAGAUGUGGGAUGCGGCAAUGGCAAGUACUUGUCUGUAAAUCAAGAUGUCUUUAUCGUUGCUUCGGAUCGGUCCGAGAAUCUUGCCCGCAUCGCCGUCAAACACCAGCCACAUUCAACUAUCGUGGCAGACAUUUUAAAUCUGCCACACCCAGAUUCUUCCUUCGACUUCGCUAUCUCGAUUGCAGUGGUGCAUCAUCUGUCCACACCGGAACGGAGAGUCAAGGCAAUCUGUGAGAUUCUCCGCACAUUGAAGCCUGCCUCGGGAAACUCCCCUGGAGGAAAGGUCUUGCUGUAUGCUUGGGCCUUGGAACAAAAAACCAGCCGCAGAGGUUGGGAUAAAGGCGAUGAACAGGAUGUCAUGGUGCCUUGGGUCUUAAAGACCAAAUCCGCAAACAGCGACUCUACCGAUGAGCCAAAGACUUUCCAUCGAUACUAUCACCUUUAUGAGGAAAAAGAGCUGGAACGCGACAUCGAAAAUGCGGGUGGCCGUGUUCUUGAAUCGGGCUAUGAAAAGGACAAUUGGUGGGCGAUUGCGACACGGUCAGAUGAAUAA
Aspergillus clavatus NRRL 1 is the source of this 729-nucleotide messenger RNA. Its product is annotated as tRNA (carboxymethyluridine(34)-5-O)-methyltransferase. The record is from RefSeq and is a predicted model, not a curated record. The transcript is spliced from 3 exons. Lineage: Eukaryota; Fungi; Ascomycota; Eurotiomycetes; Eurotiales; Aspergillaceae. Gene Ontology annotation, molecular function: tRNA binding; S-adenosylmethionine-dependent methyltransferase activity. Gene Ontology annotation, biological process: tRNA wobble uridine modification. Gene Ontology annotation, cellular component: nucleus; cytoplasm. Bases 1 to 729 code for a protein of 242 amino acids.